AUGAGUUGUGCUAGCGAAUUAUCUCAGUCGCAUGAGUAUCUAAGUUUCCGAAGCAGCAUUCCUUUAAGAAAAAUCGUAGUAGACUCCGAUAAUUCCAAGGCAUGGAAAAUAUUUGAUAGUGGACCAAGGUCAGUUGCAUGUCCUUUAAUAUGUUUACCUCCAGUUUCUGGAACAGCUGAUAUUUAUUACAAGCAAGUUAUGGGCCUAGCAUCACGAGGCGUUCGAGUCAUAUCUGCAGAGGCUCCUCCUUAUUGGAAUUUAAAAGAAUGGUGUGAUGGUUUCAAAAGACUCAUUGAUAUAUUAGAGCUUGGUAAAGUGCACAUAUUCGGAGCAUCUUUAGGAGGAUUCAUAGCCCAAAAAUUUGCAGAACUGACCAGAAAUUUUCCUCGUGUCGUAUCACUUGUUCUGUGUAACACAUUUGCGGAUACGUCUGUUUUUGAAUACAAUGACUCAGCAGCGUUAUUUUGGUUACUCCCAUCACUAGUUUUGAAAAGAAUGUUAAUGGGAAAUUUUACUACUGACAAAGUCGAUACACGUAUGGCCGAGUCAAUUGAUUUUAUGGUUGAAAAGCUAGAAACUCUGACGCAAUCAGAAUUAGCAUCUAGAUUGACAUUGAACUGCACUCCGAAUUAUGUGCAACCACAUUUAUUAAGCGACAUUCCAGUUACGAUUAUGGAUGUUUGGGACGAAAGUGCACUUAGUUCACACGUACGUGAAGACUUGUAUAAAUCUUACCCUCAUGCGAAGCUAGCGCAUCUCAAGAGCGGUGGCAACUUUCCUUAUCUUAGUAGAAGCGACGAAGUUAAUUUGCAUCUGUUGAUACAUUUAAGACAGUUUGAUGGUACAGAGCUUUCGUCGUCGUAUCUCAGUUUGCACAAAAUGCCGCCAUCCCAAUCUCCCACAGACUCGGAAGAGAGCCCCAUCAACUAUUUUAACCAAAGUGAAAAAUAUGUGCAAAUUUCAUGAAAAUUUAUGCAAAUUCGCAUCGACUCUUUGUUUCGUAAAUUGUUUAGCAACGGUUCAUGUCGGUCAUUGAUCUAAAAGUAAGUUCUCGACAGUAGCUUGAUAACAAAUCAUGCUUAAAAAUAAUUUAGAUGUUUCAGUUGAGUACCUGCUUAUAUUAUAUAUAUCAUUAUGAUUUGAUUCAAAGAUUGACAUAAAAAAUUAGAUUUAAGGUAGUUAUGAUUAUAUAAUUAAGAAAACUAUUUUUAUAACUGGGGUACAUAUUUAAAGAUAUGCAUGAUAUGAUAUGUAAUGUGAUAUUACAAAUUAUUGAUUGUAUGGGCUAAAUUAGACUGAAUUAAUCAUUAAUGUUUUCUAUGAAGUGCAAUCAUUCCUAUUGUUAUUUGUUUUAAUAUUUGAAGCUAAAACUAGUCUGAUCGUGGGAUAGCAUUUAGGAAGGAAAUAAUAAAUUUUGGAAACUUUUAAACAAUAUUUUUAUUUUGUCUCUAUUUUGACCGAACUUCAAAAUCUGGUAGCAUACAUUAUUUAUAUCCAUAUUAAUGCCUACAUUCGUAAUAUAGAAAACAACAUAUUUAAAAAGGAGUGUUCAUAUAUUUAUAUCCAGAUUAUAAAUGAAUACAUAGAUAAAAUUAUAUUAAUCAAUUUUUUAUUUUGUAAUUUUAUUAUAUUGAAAUGUGAACUUCUUACUAUAGUAGCAUUGAAGCCUAAAAAUCGAACUAGAGAAGUCCAGUGUGUUGCAUUGUUUUGUUAUAUACCAAUUAAGCCAUGAUUGCUUUUUAUUAUUAAAAUGAAAAAUGAACAAUUUCAACAUAAAUUGUUAAACAAAAUUUUCACGAUCUCUUAAUUAAUUAGAUAUUACUAACUAAUGCGCCACUGAGAAUAUACGGUUUUUUUAUUGCAUAUGUCGGUGGAAGACCUCACAGCCCACCUGGUUUUAAGUGGUUACCGGAGCCCAUAGACAUCCACAACGUAAAUGCCG
Messenger RNA from Bombyx mandarina (wild silkworm), 1942 nucleotides. RefSeq names its product maspardin. The record is from RefSeq and is a predicted model, not a curated record. NCBI's taxonomy places the organism in Eukaryota, Metazoa, Arthropoda, Insecta, Lepidoptera, Bombycidae.